Molecule: messenger RNA, 4530 nt
Organism: Ilex paraguariensis (yerba mate)
Lineage: Eukaryota; Viridiplantae; Streptophyta; Magnoliopsida; Aquifoliales; Aquifoliaceae
Source: the annotation of a GenBank genome assembly
CCUAGGACCAUCACGGAUGUCCAAAAAUUGACUAAGAUAUUGGUAACUUUUAAUCAAUUUAUUUUCAAGUCUACCGAUUAAGUGCACGCCGUUUCCUCUUCUUGUUCCCGCUCCAUCUCCCAAAACCGAAAACAAAAUGGCUAUUGUAGAAGUUUUUCUGGGUGCAUUUUUAGCUGUGCUAUUCGAGAGACUGGCCUCUCGCGAGCUGUUGAGCUUUGCUCGCAACGUGGGAGUUCAUACCCAGGUGAUGAAAUUGGGCAAAGUGCUUAGGACUAUUGAAGUGUUGCUCAACGAUGCAGAGACUAAGCAAAUAAGUGAAAAAACUGUGAAUCUGUGGCUGGAGGAUCUGAGGGAUCUGGCUUACGAUGUGGAUGAUCUUGUGGACGAGGUCGAGACAGAAGCUUUGGCCCAUAAAUUGAAGACAGAGACCGAAGCAGCAGCCACAAGCAAGGUGAAGGUACUGAACUUCCUCCCUACUUCUUUGACUGAUUUCCCCAGAUCUAUUGAGCUCAAAUUCAAGUUGGAGCCCAAGAUUAAGGAGAUCGCUGUCAGAUUAGACGACAUUGCACAACUAAGUGGUGUUCUGAGUUUGAGAGCUACUCCGGAAGCAGGGUCAUGCAAAAGCAGAGAGAGAUCAUUGGAAACAAGUUCCUUGGUGGUUGAAUCCCAUGUCCAUGGUCGGGAAAAGGAAAAACAAGAAAUACUUGAAUUGGUGCUCAAGGAUGAAUCGAAUAAUGAUGAAGCACGCGUCAUUCCAAUAGUUGGUAUGGGUGGUGUGGGCAAGACCACUCUUGUUCAACUUGUCUACAAUGAUGAGAAGGUUAAGAAUUUCUUUGAUACGAAAGCAUGGGUGUGUGUUUCUGAAGAGUUCGAUGUAUUCAGGAUAACCAAAAUUAUUCAUGAGGAAGUGACCAAGGGAAGUUGUAACUUCAGCAACCUCAACAGGUUGCAAGUCAGUCUCAAAGAGGAACUUUCUCGAAGAAAAUUUCUUAUUGUUUUGGAUGAUGUUUGGAACGACAUAUACGAAGAUUGGGAUCGCCUCCGUCCUCCUUUUCUAGUUGGGCUACCUGGAAGUAAAAUUAUUGUUACGACUCGGAGUGACCGUGUUGCACGUACCAUGGGUUCUGUUCCUCCUUACCCUCUGAAUGUUUUGGCAGAAGACGAUUGUUUGUCUUUGUUGGCUCAACAUGCGUUGAGUACAAAAAUUUUUGAUGACCAUCCAAAUUUGGAACCAAUUGGCAAGGAUAUAGUCAAAAAGUGUGGACGUUUGCCUUUGGCAGCGAAGACACUAGGAGGCCUUCUGCAUAAUAUACAUAGUCCAGAUGAAUGGAAAGCUGUACUGAAUAGCAAAAUCUGGGAGUUAUCCGAGCACAAUAGGGGCAUCCUUCCAGCUCUGAGAUUAAGCUAUCAUCAUCUCCCUUCUGACUUGAAGCAAUUGUUUGUAUAUUGUGCUAUAUUUCCGAAAGACUAUGUGUUUGACAAGGACGAGCUAGUUUUGUUAUGGAUGGCGGAAGGAUUUCUGCAGCAAUCAGAAGAAAUGGAAGUGUUUGGUGGCAGCUGUUUCAUGGAGCUAUUUUCAAGGUCCUUCUUCCAACGUUCCGGUGGUACGGAAUCAAAAUUUGUGAUGCAUGACCUUUUGAAUGAUCUAGCUCAAUAUCUUGCGGGAGAAACAUGCUUUAGGUUGGAUGAUAAUAUGGAGGGCAAUGAACGGUGUAAGAUUUCUGAGAAAGCUCGUCACUCGUCAUUCAUUCGCCACAAAUAUGAGGUCUAUAAAAGAUUUAAGGCAUUUCAUGAACUUCGGGGUUUGCGGACUUUCUUACCUCUGCCAACUUAUGAUUCGGAAGACUUCUAUUUAAGCAAUAGUAUUUUGGUCAACCUACUACCAAAAUUGCGGUGCUUAAGAGUAUUGUCUUUGAGUGGGUACAAAAUAAGUGAGCUACCCAAAGUGAUGGGGGAUUUGAAACAUUUUCGGUAUCUGAAUUUAUCCGAGACACUGAUUGAAUGGUUGCCUGAAUCAGUGAGUACUCUCUACAAUUUACAGACAUUAUUAUUAAAAGGUUGUCGCGCCCUCUGUAAAUUGCCCACCAACAUUGAAAAUUUGGUGAACUUGCGCCAUCUUGACAUUCGAGAUACUCCAAAAUUAGAAGAGAUGCCCUCAGGGAUCGAUAGAUUGAAAUGUUUGCAAACAUUGCCAAAGAUUCUUGUUGGCAAAAAUAGUGGAUUUGGACUCGGAGAUUUGAACAAGCUAUUGUUUCUGAGAGGGAUGCUUUCCAUUGCAGGGUUAGAAAAUGUUAUGAACGUGCAGGAUGCAGAGGCGGCUAAUUUAAUUCGUAAGCAGGAUAUUAAUGAGUUGGAAUUUAAAUGGAAUAGUGACAUUGAAGAUUCUCAAAAUGAUGGGCUGCAAGUUAGUGUACUUGAAAUGCUACGGCCGCAUAGAGAAUUAAAAAGCCUGACAAUUGAGUUCUACAGGGGCAUCACAUUUCCUAGUUGGAUUGGGGAUCCAUCAUUCUCUAAAACAGUGUAUAUUAGUCUUCGAGGUUGUACAAAAUGCGAGUUUUUACCACCACUUGGCCAGCUACCCUUUCUCAAAGAACUAUACAUAGAAGAAAUGGAUUCUGUAAGAAGUGUGGGUGCAGAGUUCAACUGUGGGGGUAACACUUUGGAGAUUCCAUUUCCAUCACUCGAGAUUCUAUCGUUUUGCGAGAUGCUAAAAUGGGAGGAAUGGUCUUGUUCGAAUGGUGUUGACUUUACAGGACUUUUUCCUCGCCUUCGUGAGCUUAUUAUAUGCAAUUGUCCUAAACUGGUGAGUGUUCCACUUUUAAGACUUCUCUCUCUUUGCGAGUUAGAGAUAAAAAAUUGUGAUGAGGCUGUGUUGAAAAGUUUUAUCGAAUUACCCUUAUUAACCACAUUGAAUAUUGAGAUAAAAAAUUGUGAUGAGGCUGUGUUGAAAAGUUUUAUCGAAUUACCCUUAUUAACCACAUUGAAUAUUGAGAAUAUGUCGGGUCUAACUCAUCUGCCGAAGGAGUUCAUGAAUGUGUUGGUGUCACUUGAAGUUCUUGCAAUUACAAAAUGUGCCUCGUUGGUGACUUUGUGGCAGAAUGGGCUUGCACCAAAAAACCUUUCCUGUUUGGUUGUAAGUUCUUGUGAAAAUCUGGAGAGACUGCCUUAUGACCUGAAAAGCCUUACAUCUCUCGAGCAGUUGUGUAUCUUUUAUUGCCCAAAGCUUCUCUCUUUUCCAGAGGACAGUCUCCCGCCCACGAUUAGUAUUCUUGAUGUUCAAGCUUGUGAUUCUCUGGAGUCCAUCCCUAAUUGCAUCGCUUGUCUUGAACACUUGAUCCUCAUUAAUUGCUCCUCUCUAAGUUCUUUCCCAAUAGACACUCUUCUCUCCACCCUUAAGUCAGUUAGCAUUAACAAUUGUCGUAAUUUGCAGUGGGUUAAUGAGACGGUCGAACAGAGCAUCAUGUCAGGAAGCAAUAGGAUCAGUAAUUGGCCCAUUUUAGAGUCUUUUGAAGUAUACAGGCAGGAAUUUACAUGUCGGUUGAACUAUCAAAUCCCCCACUCGCUUUCAGGGAAUGGUUUGCACACUCCCAACUUAGUAAGUCUUCACAUCUAUGGGUUUGAAAAUCCCUUUUGUUUUCCUAGCCAGAGUCAAAGCCUCACAUUCCUUAAAUCACUCAGUAUAGUUAAUUGUAAAAGGCUCGAGUCCUUUCCUCACCAGAAUUUGCCCCCCAACCUAGAAGAGCUAUAUAUCCGCAAUUCCGGAGAACUAAAGUCUCUAUCAGAGUGGGGCCUGCAAAGACUCUCCUCUCUUAGGAGUUUCACCAUGGAUGAUGUAUAUCCAGAGCUACUUUCCUUUCCGGAGUCGUGUUUUCUUCCUGCUACUCUAAAAUUCCUUUGUAUUGGUGAAUUCUCAAAUCUCGAGUCUCUCUCUAAGGGGCUUCGAAACUUGACCUCUCUUGAGCAUCUGAGAAUCAUCAAUUGCCCUAAGUUUGAGUCUCUCUCUGAGGGGCUUCAAAACCUAACCUCUCUUGAGCAUUUGGAAAUCCUGUAUUGCCCCGAGUUGGGUUCCUUGCCGAACGAAAGGAUACUUGACACACUUUUGAUCCUGAGAAUACUGAGUUGCCCACUUCUUGAAGGACGGUAUGCCAAGGAAAAUGGAGAAGAUUGGCCCAAGAUUUCUCACAUCCCCUGCGUUCAGAUUGGUUCUCGCAGAUAGUGAUGAAGCCUGUUGGAAGUGACAACUUUCUUAAAUGCCAACCACAGGGGCAUGUAACUGCCAACUUGAUUUGUUUUGCUUUGUGAUUGUGGUGAGGCAGGCUUGUUGUAAGGAGGAACUUUCUUAAGUGCCAAACACAGAUGGGUUCGAUUUGAAAACUGCUUGUUAAAUGUUUUCUUGUCAUUGUUUUUUCUCUUUACAUUUUCUAUUCUCGUGUGAUAUUAUUGUCUAGAGUGCUAUUUCUCUUUGUAAUUAUACAGGGGCAUGUGACUACCAACUUCAUUUGUUUUGCUUUGUGGUAAGUUGCCAACUUC